Lepisosteus oculatus (spotted gar) is the source of this 1047-nucleotide messenger RNA. RefSeq names its product NIP7 nucleolar pre-rRNA processing protein (gene nip7). NCBI's taxonomy places the organism in Eukaryota, Metazoa, Chordata, Actinopteri, Semionotiformes, Lepisosteidae. Gene Ontology annotation, molecular function: RNA binding. Gene Ontology annotation, cellular component: nucleolus; preribosome, large subunit precursor; nucleus. The record is from RefSeq and is a predicted model, not a curated record. Gene Ontology annotation, biological process: ribosomal large subunit biogenesis; ribosome assembly.
UCCUGUUUCCGGUUGAGUUUACCCACGUUGUGUGUUGAGUCGCGAGUGUGGGGUUCUUGAGGGAAAAAAUAAAUAAAUUAACGGUUGCAUUACAAAAUGAGACCACUGACAGACGACGAAACGAAGGUUUUGUUUGAGAAACUUUCCAAAUAUAUUGGAGAGAACAUUAAGCUUCUGGUGGAUCGCCCAGAUGGAAUAUACUGCUUCAGACUGCAAAACGACCGUGUUUAUUACGUAAGUGAAAAAAUCCUUAAACUGGCCACUAAUAUCUCCCGGGAUAAGUUGGUGUCCCUGGGAACGUGUUUUGGAAAGUUCACCAAAACGCAGAAGUUCCGUCUGCACAUAACGGCUCUGGACUUCCUCGCUCCCUAUGCCAAGUUCAAGGUGUGGGUGAAGCCUGGAGCCGAGCAGUCCUUCCUGUAUGGGAACCACAUUCUGAAGUCGGGUCUGGGCCGGAUCACGGAGAACACGGAGCGGUACCAGGGGGUAGUGGUGUACUCCAUGGCAGAUGUGCCUUUGGGGUUCGGCGUGGCAGCGAAAUCCACGCAGGAGUGUCGGCGGAUGGACCCCAUGGCCAUCGUCGUGUUCCACCAGGCCGACAUCGGAGAGUACGUGAGGAAGGAGGACACACUCACAUAAAUGACUGGCGACCUCCAGCCGACACCCGGGGGCUGGAAAGGGUGAGGCUCGGUCACCAGAGGGACAGUAGUACCACGGCCUCGGAGUCGGACUGCCUUCCUCCCGAGUGCUGGUGAAAGCCCACGGCCGACGUAAUGGAGACGGCUUCCGGCGAUUGACAAAAUCCUGCAAGUCGUGUGGGAACGUGAAUAAAUCAUUUUUGUAAAUCUUAGUGUCUUUUAAAAAACCGAUGACACGCGGACUGAUUGGUGUGGUUCCAGGGACCUGACAGGUGGGUCCUGCCGCAGUGCUGAUGUAUGAAGCUCCAGUUUCCAGGACCCAGUUUAGCCCUUUACGCUUUCUUUCUGGAAGGAGUUCACACUGAAGGCCUAAAAUGUGAAACCUGGAAAUAAACACAACAGAGUGCAA